Molecule: messenger RNA, 2726 nt
Organism: Ctenopharyngodon idella (grass carp)
Lineage: Eukaryota; Metazoa; Chordata; Actinopteri; Cypriniformes; Xenocyprididae
Gene: zdhhc15b
Product: zinc finger DHHC-type palmitoyltransferase 15b
Exons: 12
Coding region: 125-1123 (332 amino acids)
Biological process (GO): protein targeting to membrane; peptidyl-L-cysteine S-palmitoylation; synaptic vesicle maturation
Cellular component (GO): Golgi apparatus; endoplasmic reticulum
Molecular function (GO): protein-cysteine S-palmitoyltransferase activity
Source: RefSeq, a predicted model, not a curated record
GCAAUGGCCUCGUAUGCUCCGACACUCUUGUGGUUUGGAUGGACAGGUGUACUAGUGGAUGCCAGAACAGAUCGUUGUGUGGUAAUAUGCCAGGCGUGCUAGCAGAUGUCAGAGCGGACUGAUCAUGGCUCUGUCGAGAGCACUCAGAUGUUGUCAGAGGAUUUUCUCCUGGAUUCCCGUCAUCAUCAUUUCAUCAGUGGUUCUUUGGUCUUAUUACGCGUAUGUCUUUGAACUGUGCUUCGUUACUCUCAGCAAUCAUCUGGAGAGAGUGGCCUAUUUGUUGAUAUUCCAUGUGUGCUUUAUAAUGUUCUGUUGGACUUAUUGGAAGGCCAUCUUUACUCCACCAUCUACACCAUCUAAAAAGUUCCAGUUAUCAUACACUGAUAAAGAAAGAUAUGAGAUGGAAGAGAGACCGGAUGUUCAGAAGCAGAUUCUUGCUGAUAUUGCCAAGAAACUUCCCAUCUUCACACGUGCUCAGUCAGGAGCUAUCCGGUUCUGUGAUCGUUGUCAGGUGUUAAAGCCAGACCGCUGUCACCACUGCUCCGUGUGUGAAACAUGUGUUUUGAAAAUGGAUCACCAUUGUCCAUGGGUGAACAACUGUGUCGGAUUCUCCAACUAUAAGUUCUUUCUGCUGUUCCUGUCUUACUCCAUGAUCUACUGUGUCUUCAUUGCAUCAACAGUGUUUCAGUACUUCCUCAAGUUCUGGGUGGGAGAUCUGCCCAAUGGCUCUGCCAAAUUCCACGUGCUCUUCCUGUUGUUUGUGGCGCUCAUGUUUUUCGUCAGUCUCAUGUUCCUGUUUGGCUACCACUGUUGGCUGGUGGCUAAAAACAGAUCCACACUAGAGGCGUUUUCUGCGCCAGUAUUUCAGAAUGGGCCUGACAGGAAUGGCUUUAAUGUUGGGCUCAGCAGAAACCUCCAGCAGGUGUUUGGUGAGGAUAAAAAGCUCUGGUUUAUUCCGGUGUUCACAAGUCAAGGUGAUGGGCACUAUUUCCCUCUAAGGACCCUGCGUGAAUCAGAGAAUCCUCUGUUGGCCAAUGAGGAGAAAUGGAUGGAGGACGGUGGAUCAGAUGAAGAAAGCGCAGAUGAAAAUGAACCUUCAGUCAUUAUUAGGACUGAAUCGUAAUCACUGGAGUGGACGAACCCUUGUGGGACCCUUAAUUGACUUUAGCUCCAAUCCUUGAAUGAGACGACUGCAUUCCAAAUCCUGGACCAUGCCAGAAAAGCAUGUUUUUAGAGAGCCAAAUAUAUUGGGAACAGUGAGGACUUUUCUUGUAAUGCUGAUUACUUAGAACUUAUCAUGCUGAAUGUUAUCAAGUGUAUUUCUCAUAUUUUAUGAAAAGGAGAGCCACAGGACAAUCACAGGCAAUUUCAGAUGUCAUAGACCUGUUGGACUGUUUAUUAUCAUGCUUUGAUGACAACAUAUGGACACAUCUGAAAAAAUAUAUCAGUAACCAUUUGACGGUAUUUCUGAUUGCUGUUUGCUGAGGUUGUUGUUUUUUUUGGAAUGAAUCUUGUGAAACGUAGAAAACUUGUCCAGAUCAUAUUUCACCCAAAAAAAAAAAAAAAAAAAAAAAAGAGCAAAACUUAUUUAUGUCAAGUUGUUUGAAUUGUAAAAUAUUUAUACAUUUUGGUAGUAUUUUCUGCUAAUUUUAAUUAAAAGCAUUGUUUUACAGUAAAACAUUCUGGAUAGCAAUAAUGACAAUAACCAUUGAGAAUGAGUCUUACAGCAAAACUCAAAAUUAAAAUGUCUUGACACAUUACAAUAAUGAAAAUUGGGAUGUCACAAAGUAAAAUAGGUUUCUUGUUUAUUUAUGCACAAUAUAAUUCCUUUAAUGAAUUGCCUUUUUCUUUUAAUUUGGGGUGAAAUGUAACAGAGACAUGUUUUAUGACAUUUUCCUAAUGGUGCAAACGGAAGUACGGAGAGUUCUGCCUUUGUUUUGUAUGUGUGUGUGUCUGUCUGUCUGUGUUGCCACCAUCAAUAUGAGUUUCGAUAUUCAGUUGGUAAGAAAUCAAUCCUAUGCAUUUGUCCACUGUAUACUUUUGCUGGCAUUUUUAUGAAGCUUUUUUAAUUCUGUAUGACUAAUUCAGACUGUUUUUCUGUGGUCAAUAGAGAGCAGUCUGGAUUCACCUUAUUUCUUUUGCAUUGUGAUGCAAUAUAAACACAUUUUGAUACCUCUCUCUGUAUAUAUUUAGGAAGAGACUGCUGAGGUCAGUAUUUAUUAGGACUUCUGACAUGUAAAACGUAAUACGGGAUAUGUUUAUUACCAUAAAACCCAUAAACCCACAAAGCUGUUUUCAGACUAUGGGACUGUCCUGUGAGGUGUUGGCAAAACAAUUACCUUGUUUUCCUCUAGUAAAAAAGGGUAAAUAUGGGAUAGCAGUAUCGUGUUUUUAAUUUUGUCCUCUUUGAAAGUUAUUGUAUGUUUGAGUCCUGUUUGUGUGGCCCUUUUCAGAUACUGUAAUUGUAUACAUAAAUAAUUGAUAUACCUGCGAUAUGGUUCUCACUUAUGAGGAUCCUUAUUAGCUGCCAAUGCUUAUUUUUUAUUUGCACUGACCCUUAUCUCGGGCUGAUCAUUGCUUCCUUUUACUGUGUAUGUGCUCAAACACUUUUACUGAACUCCAUAUCCACUACAUGUUCAAGUCAUUGUAUGCCAAUGUUUUUCCAAUGGUACAAAAUAUGUAUUGUUUGAAAGUUCUGUCUGCUCAUUAAAUAUCAACAAUCUUUA